Messenger RNA from Tauraco erythrolophus (red-crested turaco), 207 nucleotides. The record is from RefSeq and is a predicted model, not a curated record. NCBI's taxonomy places the organism in Eukaryota, Metazoa, Chordata, Aves, Musophagiformes, Musophagidae.
UUGCUUUCCACAGGGCUCCUCUCUUGUCCCGGAGCCGCUGCCAGCACUCGACCUGCUUGCUACAGGUAUGGUGUGCCUGGAUGUCCAAGGGACUACAAUCCAGUUUGUGGGACCGAUGGAGAGACCUACUCAAACGAGUGUGUGCUCUGCCUUUCAAACAGUGAAAAUAAUAAGGAUGUCCAAAUUUUCAAGGAAGGAAAAUGCUGA